This is a messenger RNA of Peniophora sp. CBMAI 1063, 1314 nucleotides long. NCBI's taxonomy places the organism in Eukaryota, Fungi, Basidiomycota, Agaricomycetes, Russulales, Peniophoraceae. The record is from the annotation of a GenBank genome assembly.
AUGUCUCUACCCGACUUUGAUACCCUUGCGAAACGUUCUCGCGCGAUAGUGGCUGAAGCUCGCAAAGCCGGUAGUCUCCGUAAUCUGACGCCGAGGGCGGUGUUCGACCAACUUGACGAGGAAUAUGGCUUGGAGGAGGAUACUGUAUCUCACUCUGAGCAUAAGAAGACGCUGCGUGCGGUGAUUAAGGAGGCCGCAGAAACGAAACCAAAACAGGCAGAUGCCGACGUAGAGGAGCCAGAGGAUGAGGAGCAUGUAGAAGAGUCUCCUGAACCUGUUCCGAAGAAGAAGCGCGUAAAGGCUGAAUCGGAUGAAGAGUUCGAGGAGCAGGAGGAGAAACCCAAGCCGGCGAAGAAGAAGGCUCCCGUGAAGAAGUCCGAAGCGAAGAAACGCAAGGCUCCUGUCGUAUCUGACAACGGAGAGGAUGAUGUUGAUGUGGAGGAGUCCCCCAAGCCGAAGAAGGUCUCGAACAAGAAGCGCAAGGUGUCUGUAGCGUCCGACGAGGAGGAUGCCGAAGAGUCCGAGCCCGCCGCGAAGAAGCCCCGCAGCAAGUCCGCGUCCAAGAAGCCGACCAGUGCUCGUCCUGAAUCUACUCGAAGAUCGUCUAAGCAGAAGAAGUUCACAUCUGCGGAAUUCGUCGAAGACAGUGAUGACGACGAUACAGCCGCUCCAAAGUCGGGAUCAUCGUCUACUAAAGUUGAAGAUGCGCCACCAGCGAAGGCAAAGCCCACGCCUGCCAAGAAAGCCAAAGUUAUAAAGCCUGCAUCCGAUGACGAGGCCGAGGUUGUAGAGAAAGCGGCUGAGCCGAAGAGCGAUUCCGAGUUGUCCGUCCUGGAGGACGAGCCGCCCAAGAAAGGCCGCAAGAGCAAGGCGGCUAAACCGACGCCGAAAGCGUCAAAGGAGCCCAAGAAGAGUAGAGGGAAAGCGAAGGAGCCGCUCAACAAGAACGAAGAGAAGAUCGAGAGGCUGAAGAGCUACGUACGCGAAUGUGGUGUCCGCAAAGUAUGGGCGAAGGAGUUCAAGGACCUCGACAAACCCUCACAGCGGAUUGCGCGGCUCGAGACAAUCCUACGUGAAUUGGGCAUGACGGGGCGCCCUACUGUGGCUCAGGCGAAGGAGAUCAAGGCACGGCGUGAACUAGCAAGCGAGCUUCAGGACGUGCAGACCUUUGAGAAGGCCUUUACGGGCAAGAAGCGCGGGGCAGAACCUCAGCCAGCUGAAGAAGAGAGCGACGAGGAGGCGCCCGCGGCUAAACGUAUGACCGCAAGAGCGAGGAUCGCCGCGUUCCUGGCGGACCAAAGUGACGACGACUAG